UGGCCGCCGCGGAGGAUGGCGGUGCUCCUGGAGCCGACGCGGAUCGAGAAUUGGAAGAGCUUCUGGAAAGAUGCUCUCUUCGCCUCUCAAGAGAAGUUUUUCCAGGAACUGUUUGACAGUGAGUUGGCUUCCCAAGCCACAGCAGAGUUUGAGAAGGCCAUGAAGGAGUUGGCUGAGGAAGAGCCCCACCUAGUGGAGCAGUUCCAGAAGCUCUCAGAGGCUGCAGGGAGAGUUGGCAGUGAUGCAACUUCCCAACAAGAAUUCACUUCUUGCCUAAAGGAGACACUCAGUGGACUAGCCAAAAAUGCCACUGAUCUGCAGAACUCAGGUAUGUCAGAAGAGGAGCUGAACAAGGCCAUGGAGGGGCUCGGCAUGGAUGAAGGAGAUGGAGAAGGGAACAUCCUCCCCAUCAUGCAAAGUAUUAUGCAGAAUUUACUGUCUAAGGAUGUGCUGUACCCUUCACUGAAAGAGAUCACAGAAAAGUAUCCAGAAUGGUUGCAGAGUCACCGGGAAUCUCUACCUCUAGAACAGUUUGUAAAAUAUCAGGAGCAACACAGUGUCAUGGGCAAGAUAUGUGAGCAGUUUGAGGCAGAGACCCCAACAGAUAGUGAAGCCACUCAGAAGGCUCGUUUUGAGACGGUGCUAGAUCUUAUGCAGCAGCUACAAGACUUGGGUCAUCCCCCAAAAGAGCUGGCAGGGGAGAUGCCUCCUGGCCUCAACUUUGACCUAGAUGCCCUCAAUCUGUCGGGCCCACCAGGUGCAAGUGGUGAACAGUGUCUGAUCAUGUGAAACACUGCACAUUUGCCUCCUCGAUUCUCAGUCAUGGGGAACAUCUGGAGUCCGCAGAACCAUUGGGAGCUGAGGCAAGCGUGUCAUCCGUGAGAGCGAUCUGCCUACUACUCUCUGCCAUCCCAUCCAAGACUGUGCCAUACCAGUGGAGGUUUUUUCCUAGGAAUACGACCUGUUCCACAGGCCAUUUUUGUUAGCACUACCCAGUGUGGUUUCUGCUGCUAGCAAAGGCCCAGCCUAUUGAAGGAAAGCAU
Molecule: messenger RNA, 1043 nt
Organism: Elephantulus edwardii (Cape elephant shrew)
Lineage: Eukaryota; Metazoa; Chordata; Mammalia; Macroscelidea; Macroscelididae
Gene: PEX19
Product: peroxisomal biogenesis factor 19
Exons: 7
Coding region: 16-789 (257 amino acids)
Biological process (GO): protein import into peroxisome membrane
Cellular component (GO): peroxisomal membrane; peroxisome
Source: RefSeq, a predicted model, not a curated record